Oppiella nova is the source of this 4545-nucleotide messenger RNA. The record is from the annotation of a GenBank genome assembly. NCBI's taxonomy places the organism in Eukaryota, Metazoa, Arthropoda, Arachnida, Sarcoptiformes, Oppiidae.
CCGACGGCACCGGAUGUCUCAUACGGGACACCGAUUUUUCUGCGAUUACCUGAACUGUUACUAAAUCAUAAGAAGUCUGAUAAUCACGUGUCGGGAGAGCCCUACCGGUGCGGACACAAGGAGUGCGAUUACAUGACGCCAUUGAAAGAGGAUUUAUUGCAACACAUGUCCGACAGAUACAGCCAUCGCAUGGAUGAGCCGAUAGUCGACACCAAAAGCGUAGGGUAUGUCUGCGAUUGGAUCGGCUGUCGGAAGAGUUUUACGAAUGAAUACGUUCUCAAAGGACACAAACGGAGCCACAAUUACUGUGAGGACUUCCGGUGCGAUUGGGAGGGCUGUGCGCAGGUGUUUGGAUGUGCCAGAGGUCUUCGGGCACAUACAUUGCGAGUACACGACAACACCUACCGGUGCAAUUUGGACGGGUGUCAGCACGCGACAGAGGUUGAAGAGUCGGAUGUCAGCCACGAGUCAAACGAUAAGAUAAUCGAUGAAACGGACGAAGAAUUGAGAGAAAGACCGGACUCGAGAGGAAGUCAUAAGACUUUGAAUGAAACCAUAGCUAAGAAAACACAGUUGAAUGCGAAGUGCGGGCAGUAUUCACGCGAUUACAGAGACUGCGCCAAAACGGUUGACACAAUCGGUCUUAAGACUCCUAUUGGACACCGAUUUUUCUGCGAUCACCCGAACUGUUCCAAACACUUCCGGCAGAUAUCCUAUUUAGAGGCACAUAAGACGCAUAACCGACACGUGUUGGGACAGCCCUACCGGUGCGGUCACUUGCGGUGCGAUUACAGGACGCCAUCGAAAGAGGAUUUAGUGAACCACAUGACAGACGGGUGUGUAAUGAAGAGCCCGGCGCUCGACAGUGACAGCCAAAGACAUGACUCCAGAGGAAGUGUUGAGACAUUGAAUGAGACAAUUGCUAAGAAAAAAGUGGUCAUUAAAUCAGAAGACGAUCACAACAAUGGUUCCAGUGAUGAGGAAAUGUGUGAAACAUCUCAAGACAUUCAACUAAUAGAAGAGGUGUUCGUGUGUUCACUAAAUGGCUGUGAAUUCAGUAGUCCUGCUUUCGGACUGAAGUUAGCUGUGGUUGACCAGCAUCACUCGUACAGACAUACGACACCAUUCAAGUGCACCCAAUGUGGACAGACAUUCCCCACCAAUUUUGCUCUCAAACACCACUUCCAGAGGAAUCAUAACAAAGAGUUGGUGAAAGUCCUCACCCGACGGUCCACUUGUGGCAAAUCAACUAUCAAUAAGAGUCGUCCCAAACGGCAAACCAGUGAACCGACAGUUGUGUCACAAGACGUGAACACAACUGAAAAGUCUAUUAAUAGUAAUGAAGUGAAAAUCGUGUCAAUUGUGAGCCAAAAUGAUAGCCGUUUGCAGACAUCAGAGGGACUCCAUGUUUGCGGUUAUAAUGGUUGCGGUAAAAGUUACCCAACACUGAGACAAUUAUCACAACACAAACGAAUGCAUCCUUUAGUAAACCAAAUGACAACUGACGGCAGAUAUGUUUGCGGUCACAGCGGUUGUGGUAAGAGUUUCGCUAAAUUAGUGUACUUAACAAAACACAAGUACACGCACGAGGAUAAGAUCUACCGGUGCGAUGUGGACGGGUGUUCAGCCAGGUUUUCGUCACCAAACUAUGUAACCGAUCAUAAAAUGUACAAACAUAACACUAAAUACCGGUGCGAUUGGGAGGGAUGUGAUUACAAAACUGGCAGUAAAUACAUCUUUGAUAAACACCAAUUGAUUGCGCACUCAGGGGAACGACAGUUCACGUGUCCGGCCGAGGAAUGCCUGCAAACGUUCAAAACUAAGUCCGAUGUGACUCACCAUCAGCGGCGACGACAUCCCGACUCUGUGCCGGACGUGCCGUGGAUUCAGUGCACACACACUGACUGCCAGUUUAGGACCAAAUCUAACUUGACUUUGAAGGCACACCUCAAACAACACACCAAACACUACCGGUGCGAUCAGUGCAGCAAAUGGUUCACACAUUUAUCUCAACUCAAACUCCAUGAGCCCAUACAUAACGAAGCGCUACAAUACCCGUGCGAAUGGCCCGGUUGUGAGAGACGGUUCCCGAGAAAGGGUCACUUGGCUCUACAUAUGGCCGCACAUGAGGGUGAAAAAAAGUACCGGUGCUCGUGGCCGGGCUGUAGCAAGAAAUACAAUGUUAAACAUAUGCUUAAAAGUCACGAAAUAACACAUAAAGAUCCCACGAAAUACCGGUGCCAUUGGCCGGGAUGUGGCCGACUGUUGAGCAGUAAGAAAAGUCUUACGCGACACGAGUCCGAACACACGGCUAGUCGCAGGUAUCGGUGCCAUUGGCCCGGACAGUCAUCGGUGGACAACGUGUUGAUGGAAGUGAUGGCUAUUAUGACCACAAAAAGGGUUUUGAUUUCAUCACUCAAUCCAACGAGAAGUGAUGACCAGAGGAAUGAAGAGUCGAUUGGAGACCAAGAUGUGGUCAUUAAAUCGGAAGACAAUCACAACAACGGUUCCAGUGAUGAGGAAAUGUGUGAAACAUCUCAAGACAUUCACUCAACGGAAGGGCUGUUCGUGUGUUCAGUAAAUGACUGCCAAUAUAGCUGUCAAUUGAAGGCCGGUUUCACUCAACAUCAGCUCAUCCGACAUCCCGACGCCUUUCCGGACAUAUUAUGGAUUGAAUGCUCGCAUACGGGCUGUCAGUAUAGGUGUAAAGACAAGAACAAUAUGAAUGCACACCUCAUAAGACAUGUGAAGCCAUUUGAGUGCAGCCAAUGUGGACAGACAUUCGCCCAGAACUACGGCCUUAUUUGGCACACCCGGAAGAGGCAUACACUGCCGGUUAGGGUCGGCGCCCGAGGGAUUGGUAGGACUCGUGUGACUAAAAGUCGCCACAAAUUACAGACAGUUGUGUCACAAGAUAUUCAAUUAACGGAAGGGCUGUUCGUGUGUUCACUAAAUGGCUGUCGAAACACGUUUGAAUUCAAACAACACUAUAUAAGACACCAACUGGUAGUACAUCCGGACGCCUUUCCCCACAAACCAUGGCUUGAGUGCCCGCAUACGGGGUGUGUGUUUAGGACUAAACACAACCACACUAUGAAACUGCACUCAUUCAUACAUACGAAGCCAUUCGUGUGCACCCGAUGUGGACAGACAUUCACCAGUAAUAUAGCCCUUAAGAAGCACUCCAAGAGCUGUCAUCCGAUAUCACAAACCAAUAAACAGACGGUUGGGUCACGAGAAGCCCCAACGGAAGGGUCGUUCGUGUGUUCACUAAAUGGUUGUGACUUCAGUUGUCAACGAAAACCAGAUUUAAAUCGACACCAACUGGUCGUACAUCCCGGCGCCUUUCCGGACAUACCGUGGAUUCAAUGUCCGCAUACGGGCUGCAAGUUUAGUAUUAAACACACGGGAACUAUGACUCAACACUCGUACAGACAUACCAAACCAUUUGAGUGCACCCGAUGUGGACAGACAUUCACGAGUAAGAGUGCCCUUAAGAAUCACUCCACGAGACAGAACUGUCACCCGAAAUGGCAAACCAAUGAACAGACUGUUGGGUCACAAGACGUGAACACAAAUGAAAAGUCUAUUAAUAGUAAUGAAUUGAAAAGCGAUUCAAAUGACAGUCAAAGUGUUAGUCGUUUGCAGAUAUCAGAAAGACUCCAUGUUUGCUAUUAUAACGGUUACGGUAAAAGUUUUCCCAAUAGUUGUGAAUUAAGGUCCCAUAGACCCACUCACGUGACAGUUAUCCCCAACAAAAUUAACGGUCUUUAUGUUUGCGAUUAUAUCGGUUGCGGUAAGAGUUGGCCAAUGCUGUCGAGACUAACUGAACAUAAGUACAUCCACUCUGCGAAGAGCUUCCGGUGCGAUGUGGACGGGUGUACAGCAAUGUUCUCAUCGCCUAUAUAUCUAAAAGGCCAUAAAACGCGAAGACACAGCACUAAAUACCGGUGCGAUUGGGAGGGGUGUGACUUCAAAACCGGUGAAAAAUAUCACUUAAAUAAACACCAAUUGAUUGUGCACUCAGGGGAACGUCGGUUCACGUGUCCGGUCGAGGAAUGCCGGCAAAAAUUUAAAACCAAACACGAUAUGAAUGUCCAUCAGCUGACACAACAUCCCGACUCUGUGCCGGACGUGCCGUGGAUUCAGUGCACACACACUGACUGCAAGUAUACAACCAAAUCUAAUUGGGCUUUAAAGGCACAUAUAAAACAACAUUCCAAACACUACCGGUGCGAUGAGUGCGGCAAAUGGUUCACACAUUUAUCUCAACUCAAGGGACAUGUGCCCACACAUAGCGAUGUCCUUAAUUACCGGUGCGAAUGGCCGGGUUGUGAGAAACGGUUCGCAAUAAAGGGUGCUAUGACUAAUCAUAUGAAUACUCAUACGGGUGAACACAAGUACAGGUGUUCGUGGCCGGGCUGUGGGAAGAAAUUUAGGGGCAAAACUAAGCUUAUAGAACACGAAGUGCUACACAAGGACCCCAUGAAAUACCAGUGCCAUUGGCCGGGCUUUUUGUUUUGUUUUGUUUUGUUUAUUGAAUGA